Messenger RNA from Protopolystoma xenopodis, 519 nucleotides. The record is from the annotation of a GenBank genome assembly. Lineage: Eukaryota; Metazoa; Platyhelminthes; Monogenea; Polystomatidea; Polystomatidae.
CCGAGCAUCCGUGCUGACGGAGUGCCUUCCGUUGUCAGUGAGGGCUCCGACUCUGCCGUAGGCAGUGAGAGUGCCACUGUUGCCUCUGCUGCUGAGUUCGUGUCUCCUUCUCCUGCAUCUACCUCACCAAACGUCGUUUCAGAGGGACCACAACUAAACCCUCAACCCUUCACUUGUUCUGCCGUCGCCACUCUCAACGCGGCCACCUUUACCGAUACUAGCUUAUUGUCAGCUAACCCCUCAGGCACCUGGCCACCUAUCACGGACCAAACUGCAUACAGUGUAGACUCUUCGAUUACAUGGCUUCUUCCACCAAACACUUCAGGCGGCUAUUUGGCUACGGACUCUUCUUCUGCGGCAACCAUACUUGAUUCAGGAGCCCGUGUAUCUGGCGAUAGAUCACUUGGUCUACUGGAAGUCCCUGUGAUCAAAAGUCUAGUGUCGGAAUCGCCGAGUCAAGUCAAGUCAAACCAAAGCAUUGCCUUGGUAAAAUGUCUAAUGGGCAGAAGUUUAGAUUGA